UGAAGUUUAGUUUGGCGCAGGAGUCUGGGAGGAGGAAACGAAAAAUCAGCUUGUUUGUCAUCCCGUGGAGAAAAAAGGGAAUUUUGCAGGAAAGCUGGUGGUGUGGAGUGACUGAAAUUACCAAAAAAAAAAAAGACUCAUGGUGUGUACCGUGUGAGUGCGAAGCCUGUGAUAAAUGUGCUCUAGCUUACACCCUCAUGACUACGGAGGCUCUGCUGCAACUGGAUUUGGACGAGAAAACACAAGAGAGCCCCCAGAGAGACACCCUGUCGCACCAGCAGACCCACCAGAGGGACCCCCAGGAGCAGAAUUCGCGACAACAGACAAGCAGGAGCACCAGAAAGUGGUGCCCCGAUGACAAGAGCAGCGUGAUUUCCCUUUCCAGCUCAUCCACGGCAGGUGCUGACGACGAGGACGAGGAAGAGAUUUGUCUUGUGCCCGAGGUGAAUUUUGAGGGCAUCAAUCUGGACCCAGCUGGAAUUGACAACCGGGAGUCGCAGCCUCUCCUUGGUGGGCGCGACUGUCCGGACACAGCAAUCAAUAGUUUCCCAGAUGAUCCGCAAUUCAGUGAGUUGGUAAAUCAAGCUGAAAUUGCAAUUGAACAUGGAAUUUAUCCAGAACGAAUUUAUCAAGGAAGCAGUGGAUCGUAUUUUGUGAAGAACCCAUCAGGGAAAGUAAUUGGUGUCUUUAAGCCAAAGGAUGAGGAGCCAUAUGGACGCUUAAACCCAAAAUGGACCAAAUGGAUGCACAAGCUAUGCUGUCCGUGUUGCUUCGGACGUGCGUGCUUAAUCCCGAACCAGGGCUACCUCUCCGAGGCGGGUGCUAGUUUGGUGGACCAAAAGUUAAAAUUGAACGUUGUGCCGAAGACACGGGUGGUCCGCCUCGUUUCGGAGACGUUCAACUACAUGCGCCUGGAUCGGCAGAAAGCACGCAUCAAGAAGACGAUUAAGGAGCGCUAUCCAUCGGCACGCUUUAACCGGAUGAGUCUCCCGCCGAAAGUGGGUUCGUUUCAGCUCUUUGUCGAUGGGUACAAGGAUGCCGAUCACUGGUUACGACGCUUCGAGCAGGAGCCCCUCCCAUCGAAACUAAACACGACGUUUCAGCUGCAAUUUGAGCGUCUCGUUGUGCUGGACUACAUUAUCCGGAAUACCGAUCGUGGGAACGACAACUGGCUGAUUAAGUACGAUCAACCGACAAUUGUGAACAAUGGCACAGCGACGAAUGGCGCAAGUGCAGCUGGGCACAGUAAGCAGGAUCUCAAUGAUCACACGGACUGGAAUAUGGUUCAGCUGCCUGAAAUACGGAUAGCGGCCAUUGACAAUGGGUUAGCCUUUCCGUUUAAGCAUCCCGAUUCGUGGCGGGCCUACCCCUACCAUUGGGCCUGGCUGCCACAGGCAAAGAUUCCAUUUAGUCAAGAAAUCAAGGACUUGGUUUUGCCACUACUGUCUGAUUUCAACUUUGUCGAAGAACUCUGCAAUGACCUAUUCCAGCUUUUCAAGCAAGAUAAAGGAUUUGAUAAGGGGCUCUUUGAACGUCAAAUGUCUGUGAUGCGUGGUCAAAUAUUGAAUUUAACACAAGCCCUCAAAGAUGGGAAAAGUCCCCUGCAGUUAGUCCAAAUGCCAGCGGUUAUUGUUGAAAGAUCAAAAGCCAAUCCAGGAUCGUCGCGGUUCUUCUCAUUUCAGCAACGCUUCCAGAACAAAAGUCCCUUCUUUUCGUGGUGUUAACCCUCUAAAGGCGCGUUGGUUUAUUUUAACGUGAGGAUUUUCUGCGAAUCACCUCCCACGCCCCCGCCCUUCUUCGUCGUGGGACUUGGGAGUGGUGGGUGAGCAUUAUUGAGAUAAACAUUAAAAGAAAGAGAAAGAAAGAAAAAUUAUGAUUAAGAAAACAAUACCAAUUUAGAGAUGCAACAAAGUUCUAUAUUAUAUAUUUCUCCACCAGUUAAGUUUCUAUUUGUGAGCCAUUUGGAAAAAAGAAAUUCUUGAGAACAAAAGAAAACUCUUUAUUUUGUACAUUUAACUAGACUUUUAUAAUAAUAAAAAAAAUAAAUAAAUAAAUUGCGUAGGGUGAGAAUGAAAAUAUAAUCAAUGCAUAGUCAGAAGUGAAUUUUCUUCAUGCGGUCUGUUCUUUGCCUCCGCUGUGUUUGUGGAGAUUCUGGACGGAGAUUAUUCAAAUAUUUAAUCAAAUUACCUACCUUACAUAAAAAAAAAAAUAGUAAAUAUUUAUCAAUAGCAGCAAAGUUCCAAGGAAUGUGCAAAGGAGAAAGACGCAGGGAGAUAUUUAUUUGAACGUGUAUUUAAGUUAAAUUGAUCCGAAUGUGUAUAGGAGUGCCGAGAUGUGAGGAAUAAAUUAAAAAAUUUUGCAAAUCCACUAAA
Lutzomyia longipalpis is the source of this 2372-nucleotide messenger RNA. RefSeq names its product phosphatidylinositol 4-kinase type 2-alpha (gene Pi4KIIalpha). The transcript is spliced from 5 exons. Bases 198 to 1724 code for a protein of 508 amino acids. The record is from RefSeq and is a predicted model, not a curated record. Lineage: Eukaryota; Metazoa; Arthropoda; Insecta; Diptera; Psychodidae. Gene Ontology annotation, cellular component: trans-Golgi network; plasma membrane; endosome. Gene Ontology annotation, biological process: endosome organization; Golgi organization; phosphatidylinositol phosphate biosynthetic process. Gene Ontology annotation, molecular function: 1-phosphatidylinositol 4-kinase activity.